Salvia hispanica is the source of this 699-nucleotide messenger RNA. RefSeq lists its product as uncharacterized. The record is from RefSeq and is a predicted model, not a curated record. NCBI's taxonomy places the organism in Eukaryota, Viridiplantae, Streptophyta, Magnoliopsida, Lamiales, Lamiaceae. Gene Ontology annotation, cellular component: Golgi membrane; endoplasmic reticulum membrane; COPII-coated ER to Golgi transport vesicle. Gene Ontology annotation, biological process: endoplasmic reticulum to Golgi vesicle-mediated transport.
AUAGAACAAAAGUCUUCGUCCCUAUAACAAACACACCUCCGUCAGUAGCGAUCUGCCGAUAAUUUUUUGAUUUUGUGAUCAAUCACCAAAUUUUCUAUCUAUCCCUUUAAUUGUAUGCGUUUUUCUUCGGAAUGGGGUUGUGGACACUUCUAGAAGGCUUCCUGCUUCUUGCAAAUGCCCUGGCGAUAUUAAAUGAAGACAGGUUUCUUGCCCCUAGAGGAUGGAGCUUCCAAGAGUAUUCUGGGAUAAAGAGAAACUCAUUCAAGGGACAGAUACUUGGCCUUAUCUACGCAACUCAGUACAUGAGAGUGCCUCUUAUACUUCUUAAUUUGCUCUGCAUCAUUGUGAAGGUGGUGUCAGGGUGAUGCUUGUGACCCUUUUUCAAGGGAUGGUUUUAGUUGAUAUAGUUCAGGGGGAUAGGGAUUUUUAUAUGGUUCUUUCAAGAAGUGACGUUUCUUUGAAGAUCAAGACUAUCUGUUUGAAACAGGAUGUUUAAUCUUACCUUGAGAAUCUGUUGUAGAAACUUACUAUUGUCUCACAUUCAUAGAACUUCAUCGAGCUGCUGUAAUUUUUUUGGCUAAUUGUCUAGUUUGAUAAUGUUUGAACCAUUAACAAACAUUUCCAGGAAAAGCACACUCUGAACUGACUCCUAGUUUUCAUCUUUUAGCAAUGGAUGUCUAUGAUCUGCUUCUUUGGUUA